Molecule: messenger RNA, 827 nt
Organism: Neolamprologus brichardi
Lineage: Eukaryota; Metazoa; Chordata; Actinopteri; Cichliformes; Cichlidae
Source: RefSeq, a predicted model, not a curated record
CACAAUUUAAUGUGGCCACCACAUUUAAUUAAGACCAUCUUCAGUUGUUUUGCCUCUUCACUGCAGGAGCUGUGUUGUACCGCAUCCCUCUGACCUGGGGUCAGAAUAAACUCCCGUGGAAGCUCCUUCAUGCGGCACUGAUGCUCCUCGCCCUGGUGCUGUCGAUCGUGGGGCUCUGUGCUGUGUUUGACUUCCACAAUGCCCAAAAGACACCCAACCUCUACUCCAUACACAGCUGGAUCGGAAUCGCAGCAACAGCUCUUUUCGCAAUGCAGUGGGUGGCGGGUAUGGCGGGUUUCCUCCUUCCCUGCUCCCCCAUAUCUUUACGUAAACGCCUGAAACCCAUGCAUGUGUGGUUGGGAGGUAGCAUACUGACGCUCAGCAUCGCUGCCUGCAUCUCUGGCAUCAACGAGAAACUCUUCUUUGUUCUGAAAGGAAUCAAUAUGACUCAGCCAUACUCUGCCCUUCCACCUGAGGCUUUGUUGGGAAAUUCAUUAGGGGUUUUGAUCGUAGCCUUUGGCCUGGUUGUCCUCAAGAUUCUGUCCACCCGAGAAUGGCAGAGACCAGACUCCAGGCCUGAGGAUAUGGCCUACACGCCUUUGCUUCAAGAAGAAAAUGAAUGAAGGGGAACUUCAGAGCUGGUCCCUGAAUUACUGCAAAAUCAGUUCAGCUGUCACAAGUGGCCAAAACAUCUCUGUCCUGAGUGUUGAAGCAGCUGCCUGUAGUGUGUGAGCACUGUCUGUUGGUUUUUAGUUGUAAAUAUUUAUGCGAAAUUAUAUUUAAGAUUGCCUUUCUGCCCAAAGAAUAAAAAAGUAUUUGUCAUCAAA